UUUUGAUCAAAAAAAUGUUUUUUGAUGAAGAUGUUUCUCAAAGUUCCAAUAAUGAAAACAUUAAAGAAUCUGAACGAAAAAAUUCUACAGGCUUGAAGCCGUUAACUUUUCGUGAUUGUGUGCUUAGAGUUAAUGAAAUUUAUGAGAAGUCUACCAAUGUAUUGGAGGAUAAAGAUAAAUAUAAAGUUAUUCAACAGACAAUAAGACGUUAUUUUGAUGACGAAGAUCCUGAAGAUGUUUUUGAGGGUUUUCUGAAUUUAGUUAUUCAUUUGGAUAAAAUAACAACGUUAUUAGCAAAACAAUAUGAUCUUUCAUUGGUUAUAACUGCUCUCAAUGCCUACAAUGAUUUUCUCAUAGGCAAACCUGAAUUAACUCAAAAAGCGCAGAAUAUUGAUGAUGUUGAUUUACUUACAAAUGCAUUGAAAAUUGUAUCAGUUCUCAAAGUCAAGCAUUUAAAUUUAAUUGUAAGAACAUUUCACUUGAAUGAUGUUUCGAUGACUUUUGCUGCAACAAAUAUGAUUAAUGAACUUCUCAUAGCUGAAGAUUUUGUAAAAGCCGUUCAAUGGAUGGCGCUUCUAAAUCUUCGUGAUCAUUACCCUUUUGAACAGGUUUUCAAUAAUAUUUUUAUGUUGCUUAUGGGGUUUAUAUCUUUUGGCGCUUUUGAGUAUUUUUGUAUCCUUGUCUGGAUCAUUUUUGGUUUGGUUCUCAUUAUAUCACUUUCAAUUAUUUUAAAGCUUACUGCCAUCAGAACUGUUUGCCGUCUUCUCCUUUUGGAAAAUGAUGAGACUUUGAAACUUUUUGUUGGCGAAGCUGAAUAUAGGCACAAAAAGUUGCUGAAAAAGAUGGACGAACUUGUUGGUCUACAUAUGAGGCACCGGAAUGGAGUGGAUGAAUAUGAGAAUAGACUUAUAGCUGAUCAUAAGAGACUUGUCAAGCUUGCCAUCAAAUACGCUAAGAAGUACAAAACGCCUGACAGUGACAUUGCAAAUGUAAUGAUUCAACGUGCUUACGACGCUUUGCUUUACAAUCAUUUUUGUUGGAAAGAUGGCAAACAUUCUUGGCCCCCACUUAGUCAAAGCGAAUUUAUUAGAGAAAAAUAUUUCAAUUUUCUGCUUGAUAAAGGUCUGGGCGAUAAGGCUUUGUAUUUUGCUCAUUUACUUAAACUUCCGGAGUCUCAAUAUCCUAGAAGAUUGGCUUAUUUUAUGGAAAAUAUACAGCCAAAUGAAAUUGACUCAAUUCGUGACAACAUAACAAAGAAUCUUGAAAUUCGUAAACGAAAUCAAGAGAUUGAACAAGAAUUUGAUUGUUCUUUGGAUGAUGGCACGCCAAUUAUUUUGGUAGAUUCUUUAGAAUCUUUGGAUGAUGUUAUUGAAGUAUUAAGAAAUGGCGGGGAGAGGUUAUUGGGAAUUGAUGCAGAAUGGAGACCACAUUAUCUUGCGGCCGAUGAAAAAAUUUCGUUAAUCCAAAUAGCCACCUCCAAAGUAGUUUAUAUUAUUGAUGUAUUACGUCUUGAAGUCGAAUUAGAAUUAACUGAAUCUGAAUGGACAAACUUCUUUGAUGCUUUAUUUUGUACUCCAAAUGUUAAAAAAAUUGGUUAUGAUUUUAUUAAUGACAUUCGAGUACUUAAAAGUACUUUCUCUUUUAUGUCAAAUCUUUUCCUGAAGUCAAAUAAUAUUAUUUGUUUAUAUAAAUUGUUUGGACAAAUUGCUCUAGAUCCUGAAUUUUCUGAAGCCGUUUUUGGAGGCAAACCUCUAAAAAAUUUGGGACUUUCUGAUGUUGCAAAUUAUUUUCUUGGAAUUCAAGUGGAAAAAAGUGAAAGGACUGGAAAUUGGAGUCAACGACCUUUACGACUUGAACAGAAAAAAUAUGCUGCAUUGGAUGCUCAUUGUUUAGUUCAAUUAUACAGGAAAGUUUCUCCUUUAAUUUUAAAAUUACGUGAAGAUCAACAAAAUUCUUUGCAAAAUUGUGCUUUAAUUAAAUUUAUAAAUGAAGAGGAAAAGAAACAACAAAAUUAUGUUUUAGAUGAUGGUCAAGUUAUGGCAUCACAUGAACUUAAUGAUGAAGCUGCAAAUUCGUCAAAUGGGCCCUUAAAGUCUAUUAAUGAUGUUAGAUUUGUUGUUGAUUCUAUGCUUUUUGGAUUAGGCAAAGUUUUGAGAAAAUGUGGCUUCGAUACUCGAUUAAUUGGUGAUCGUAAAAAAAUUGUGGAAUUUUGUCAAAUGGAAAACAACAAAGAUUUUAUUGUUUUAAGUACCGGAAAAGGCCAUAAACAAUUGGAAACUUUAUUAAAUCCUGAAAGAGUUUUCUUUGUUCCCAUCAGUACAACAAGAGGAGCUACAAAGCCUUCACAAUUAGUUAACCAUAUAAUGCAUGAAUUGAGAAUUUUAAUACGCCCAGAAGAUUUGUGGUCAAGAUGUGUUGAAUGUAAUAAAAGAGCUUUUGUGCCUGUUCCCAUGCAAAUUAUUCAAUUGCUUUUUUAUAUGAAUGCUGUACGACUUGGAGCGGAUUGGUUAGAAAUUUCUGAAGAGGAUUUACAAGAUUGUUUCUAUAAAUUAAAACUUGAAAGUCAACAAACAAUUAGAAUUACACCAGAAAUGCAUAGUGGAAAACAUCCAAGGAAAGACAGAAGUUUGUUGGGUAAUAAGAACUAUUUUGUCUACGAGGAUGACUCUUUCGUUAUAUGUGAAACACGUACAUGCGCAAUUGAUAUAAUAAAUAAGUUGAUUCUAGCUGACAGUAGUGGCGGUCCAACAGCAAUCCAUGUUGGACUAAAAUACAAGAAAGAGACGUUUGAAGCGGAUGAUCUUGAGUUCUUCGUUUGCUCAAAGUGUGGCAAAGUGCAAUUCAACAAUCAGGGAAGUGAAGAUUAGAAAA
Molecule: messenger RNA, 2871 nt
Organism: Meloidogyne enterolobii
Lineage: Eukaryota; Metazoa; Nematoda; Chromadorea; Rhabditida; Meloidogynidae
Source: the annotation of a GenBank genome assembly